Molecule: messenger RNA, 1689 nt
Organism: Suillus clintonianus
Lineage: Eukaryota; Fungi; Basidiomycota; Agaricomycetes; Boletales; Suillaceae
Product: splicing factor, Prp19-binding domain-containing protein
Exons: 7
Coding region: 20-1534 (504 amino acids)
Biological process (GO): mRNA splicing, via spliceosome
Cellular component (GO): U2-type spliceosomal complex
Molecular function (GO): RNA binding
Source: RefSeq, a predicted model, not a curated record
AUAUAAUACCUCCCCCGUCAUGUCGACUGUACUUGCAACUCAAGUUCGCAAACACACAUCAAAGCCAACGCGUGCGGCAGGCAGGUAUUGGAAGGGUAAAGCACCGAAAGGAGCUGCCGAAUACCCAUCGGAUUCAGACGAAGGCGAUGAGCAGCCUGAGGUUCAGGAAGAAGGUGAUGUGCUCAUUGGUGGGGAGCAAGACAUUGUCGAGGAGGAGGAGGAUGAGGAAACGACACUUCCAGUAAAGACAGGGCAGGGUAGGGUGGUGAAGACAAUGAAUCUCACUCUAAAGGAUGUCAAUAUCUCGAAGGAAGGCAAGGUCAUUGUCGCGGGACGAGAAGAGUCUGGACGGACCAAGCUGGAGGAGGAUGUUGUGUCGGAAGAGGAGUCGGAGGAAGCACCAGACGAAGAAGAGGAUGAAGAGGAGGAGAGCGAGUCUAGCGAAUCUGAGGAAGAACCCUCAAAACCAUUAUUCCGACCCGUUUUUGUUCCCAAACGAGGUCGGGAAACGAUUGUUGAGCGUGAUGCAAUAGCUCAAGAAGCCGAGGAAGUAGAGAAGCGGAAACAAGAAACUGCUGAAGAACGGAAGAAGCAGAGUCACGACCUUGUUGCAGAAAGCAUACGGCGAGAACUGCUGGAGAAGGAGAAGGAGGAGGUAAUACCUGAUGUCGACGAUGCGGACGGUCUGGAUCCCGCUGGGGAGUUUGAGGCUUGGCGGCUGCGAGAGCUUGGACGAAUCAAAAAUGAGAAGGAGGAAGAACUUAGACGUGAAGUAGAAAGGGAAGAGAUUGAGCGGAGACGUGCUCUUCCAGAAGAACAACGUUUGAAGGAAGACCUUGAACGGGCCAACAAGUUACGAGAGGAUAAGCCUAAAGGCCAGCAGAAGUUCCUUCAGAAAUACUGGCAUAAAGGUGCUUUCCACCAGGAUGAGGCAAUCCUCACACGACACGACUACACAGAGGCAACUGAAUCUACGGUGGAUGUUUCGAUGUUGCCCGAAGUCAUGCGAGUCAAGAACUUUGGUAAACGCAGUAGAACCAAGUAUACCCACCUUCUAGACCAGGACACGAGUCAGGGGAGCGGAGGUUUUGGAGGUGCAGGAUCUGUAAAAACAGGUGGUCGAUCCACAGAAGGAGGUGGGGGGUGCUUCUUAUGCGGUGGUCCGCAUCUCAAGAAAGACUGUCCUCAAAAUAAUCAAUUACCUCCAGGAGCCCGCAGUUCCUUGGCUUCUGGUGCUAACGCGGCCACUAGCACAUCACGCGCAUGGGGCGAGCCACAAUCAUCGUGGCGCGACCGGCCCGAAGAUAAAGUUGAUCGUCGCCGCUCGAAGGAGGGAAAACCAAGGAGGGAGGGCUACGCCGGUGAUGAUAGAUCACAGGAAAAGAAUCGCGAUUACCGCAAUUCUGGAACUGGGCGUCGAAGAUCACGGUCAAGGUCACCUUAUCGCAGUCGCGUAGACUAUGAUGACAGACGGAGAGCAUCCCCGGAAAGAGACCAUGACGGUUUCAGGGAGAAGAAGCGGCGUCUGGACUGAGCCCAUGAUCUGUCUCACUUUGCUAUCUGAUAUGGCUUGGUACAUAUUGAGUAAUUGGUAGGAAAGGGUGGCAUGUAUUUCACGUGCAUUUAUUAAUAUCUUUGACCACAGCACAUAUAUAUACUACUAAUGCCGAUGGCAGAUGGCCAACUGAU